AUGGCCGGCCAACAGACACAAUUUGGGAAGGCUUCACAGAAAGCAGUUCUAGGGAAGAUCCACCUUCCACGUUUAAGGGGCACCAUAUCUUAUGGAAUUUUACUGUGUCAAGAAGCAUUGAAUGCUGAGCGGGAGCUAUGUCAUCCAGAUACUGAUCUCUGCAGAUUUGAUGCUACAGAUGAAGAGUUGAGAUUGUGUCAGGCCUGUGGGUUUGAAUUUGACAUGUGUGAGUGGACGUCAGAAGCAUCUGCUGGCCAAAUUUCCUGGAUGCGCACAAAAGCGAGAGAGAUCCCUGCAUUCAAAUCCACACCUCAGCAGGAUCAAGGAGGUGAUGAUGAAGGUUAUUAUGUAUGGGUAGGCGCUAAGCAUGCUUUCACUCUUAACCAUUUAGACAGCAGGGCUUACCUAAAUAGCUCUGUGUGUCAUUGCCUGGGCAAGAGCUGUCAUCUUCAAUUCUAUUAUGCAAUGGAAAGCAGUGUCCUGAGAGUAAGACUGUAUAAUAAUAAGGAAGAAGAAAUAUUUUGGACAUACAACAUAUCAACUCACAGCCAAUGGGUGAAAGCAGAUGUGUUAAUACCAGAAGAUCUGAAGACAUUUAAGAUUAUUUUUGAAGGGACUCUUUAGAGCCAGAGAAGUUUUAUUGCCCUUGAUCACCUCUGGGUCUAUGCCUGUGGACAGACCCAAUCCAGAAAGCUUUGCUCUGAAGACGAAUUCCCUUGCACUAGUGGCCAGUGCAUCGCCAAAGAAUCUGUCUGUGACUCUCGGCAGGACUGCUCCGAUGAGAGUGAUGAAGACCCAGCAACUUGCUCAAAGCAUCUCGCCUGUGACUUUGAGUCGGGUUUCUGCGGUUGGGAGCCAUUUCUCACAGAAGAUUCACACUGGAAGCUGAUGAAAGGAUUGAAUAAUGGAGAG
This is a messenger RNA of Pan troglodytes (chimpanzee), 912 nucleotides long. Its product is annotated as MAM and LDL-receptor class A domain-containing protein 1-like. The record is from RefSeq and is a predicted model, not a curated record. Gene Ontology annotation, cellular component: membrane. The coding region runs from base 1 to 624 and encodes 207 amino acids. NCBI's taxonomy places the organism in Eukaryota, Metazoa, Chordata, Mammalia, Primates, Hominidae. The transcript is spliced from 7 exons.